This is a messenger RNA of Penaeus chinensis, 2091 nucleotides long. RefSeq names its product basic proline-rich protein-like. The transcript is spliced from 3 exons. Bases 133 to 1302 code for a protein of 389 amino acids. Lineage: Eukaryota; Metazoa; Arthropoda; Malacostraca; Decapoda; Penaeidae. The record is from RefSeq and is a predicted model, not a curated record.
AGAAGUGAUCGGUAGAUCGUAGUGUGUGUGCGUAGUGACCAAAUACCUUCUUUUGAAAUUCUAAUCCCAAAGACUGUGGAAGAAAAGGACUUAACAAACAAAUCAUUCUGAUUUUAGUUUUGAAAAUAGAGCAUGGGAUCACCGAGUAGACCCUUAGACAUGGGCGAUCCCUGCACUCCAAUGGCCUGGCAACAGCGCGACCUGAACUAUCACCAGAGCGGUUAUCAAGACAGAUACGGACCAGGCGCCGUGGGCGGAGGCAGCAGCCGCGCCGGGCCGCCCUCCACCAGCGACCGCCUCAGCCACCGAACCGACAAGUCAUGGCGGACGCACCGAGAUUCGCGUGACUCCGGCCAGCCCAACCUGGUGCCCUACCACGGGGGCUACCACCACAGCCCGGGCACGCAGUACUCAAGCGGGCCGCCCGGGCACUACCCGCCCUCACGCCCGUCCUACUCUAGCGGGCGCCCUCCCUCGCGGCCGCACUCGCCCUCGGGCACCACCUCCUCGUCCUCUUCUUCCUCGUCGACGUCCACUGAAGAAGAGAGCGAGCGGGCUGCAGGCCACGGGAUUCCCGAUGGCGCUAUGCCGCCGAUGCCACAUCCGAUCUAUGGGUAUGGCGGGUACUACCCCGGCUACCACCCUGGCCCUCCCGGCCCUCCCGGCCCCCCAGGCCCGCCUGGAGCCCACGGCUACCCCGGCACUCUGAAGUCCGCGCGCUCAGUGCCUGCCUUGGCCAUGGCCACCUGGGACGGCGAACCUUGCCCCGUCCAUGGCGGCCCCCUCUCCUUCCCUGGCCCCAUGCCGCCCCCUGGCUACCCGCCCAUGAUGCCCCCAGGCCCCCUCUCGCUGCCCCCGCCCCCUGGCAUGACGCGCCGCGUGAACUCUAUCUACGACAUGCGCCUUACGUCGCCGCCGCCGGGGCCCAUCUACGGAACACUGCCCGCCAGGACACUGCCUGCCGACCGCAGGAGCAUAGCCGGCUCCACCAUCCUAGGACCUGCUGCCCCCGGCGCCCCCCCUGGCAUACCGACUCAUCUUCUGCCACCCAUGGCCCGCCCACGCCCCUUGGUUGUUGAUGAGAAGGGCAACCCCGAGCCCCUGCCGGUGAGGCAUGUCUCGGAAAAGAACGGAUCUCUACCCCCCGGCGUGUCGGCCAAGGUGGCGGCUUCCGUCCACUCGGAUGAGGAGAAGAACAUGAAGGGCGUGUGCUGCCGCGGAGGAGCCUGCGUGGCCUGGGUCAUUCUCGCCGUGGUGUGCCUGGGCAUUCUCCUGGCGGUCAUGCUGAGGUUCAUCUUAUAAAACUGUUUCAGACGAGGGUUCGAGGGUGCGUCAAGAUCCCAUUGCAGUAGUUCACAAGCUGACGAUUCCGCACCAAGAAACGCAUGGUGCUUUGCGGGGGAGGGCCCUGAAGUGGGAGGGUAAUAUCUAGUGUGAGAAAGUACCAAAGCCCCAGAGCCGCUAAUGUUUAUGUACUAUAAACACAACAGGUCAGGCUUGAAAUGCACCUAAGACACGUAGAAAUUAGGCAUGGGAGAUCAUUGUAAUUUUGCAAGUACAAAAGACCUUUGAUUAUAUUUCCUCUGCCUCCAUCCAAUAACUCAUACAUAUUGUCAUUAUGAAGGUGCUAAUCUUUAGAUGACUGUACAGAUUGUGUAAUUCUAAUUGUAAUUCUGAUGCCUGCAGAGAUGUAUGACUCUCAUGCGCGUUUCCUCUCUGUCAUUGAUUUGAAAUGAUGAGCAGAACUAAAUUUGCUCUGGUCUAUAGGUAAAAGUGUUACCCUUUGUAAGAUAAUUUUUUGUAUGACUUUGACAUUCCCUGUCAACAAUCACGUUUUGUUUUUUGUAUAAAUCUUGAUGAAUGCAUUAUUAACAUAUAUGUAAAAUGUACAUACAUGGUUCAACGUCCUACACAGUACACCAUAGCUAUCCUAGUUCUGCACACUUGCAGGAAUUUUGUAAAUAUUUUAUUUUGUAUUGUGGCAUUACAGGUUAUGUAUUAAUGUUUUUUUCUAUCUAAGGUGCUGGGUACUUAAUAUGUAAGACGCUGUACAUAUAUCGGGAAAAAAAACAUUAAAAAGUAUUUAUGUAA